GCACUGAAGCGUCGGUGUCGAGUAACUCCGCGUAGGUGAUGCGCGCACGCGUCACGGGGACCAGACAGAACUUUCCACACCACAACCUUCCUUACGCUUCCACACCAAGGAAACGCAUUUCCGCUGCUUUCGUCCUUCUGCUGUCUUUUUAAUUAUAUUUCCCUUUUUAUCAUUCUUCUUCUUUCGUGACUCGCCGUUCUCACGGCGGUGGGUGGCGCCCUCCGUUCCUCGCAGCAUCCCUCUACUCGUGCAAUUCUUCUGCCCCGUCGCUUCAUCACGUCUUGAUGGGCUUCGCCGCUGCCGCCCCACCAAACAAAGCACCGACAAACACAAAAGCCCCAGGGGUUUUCCCCCUCGCUCAACUCUCGCUUCGCGUGUGUGCGACGAUGUCGGCACCCGUGGCUCUCAACUCGGCCGCCCUUCACACGGCCCGCCAGUGCUUUGGCAGGAACGGCAUCGAGGCUUCCCCGGUCGGCUUCUACGGAUUUGCGCGCUGCGCCGUUGUGUCUCCGACGACGCUGCUCGUAGCGGGCGGCCUGGUCUUCUACCUCAUUGUGUACGUGGAUCUUGCUGCGGUGUUGGCUCUGCUGUACCUGCUGAGUCUUCUCGUGGUGGUGCUCGUGUGGAGCGCGUGCACGAGCCGGCGCGGGGCCACCGCCCUGCAAGGUUGCUUUUCGCGUAGCAGUGCGGUGGCCUACCGCGAGGGAACGUGGGCGCUCGUCGGCUCCGCGCAGUUGGUGCCAGGCGAUUUGGUGCGGCUCGUCCACGGCUGCGUGGUGCACGCGGACUGCGCUCUCCUCGACGGCUCUCUGCUCCUCGACCUGUCGCAGCUAACGGGGAGCAGCGAGGUGGUGACGGCGGAGGCGGGGUACCUCCUUAAAGCAGGGGCGGUCGUGGUUGACGGCGCUGGCACUGCGGUGGUGCGCUACACCAACGUGGACACCUUUGUCGGACAGACCGUGAAGCUUCUGCAGCACCUGUCCCUUGGCCUCACCCGGCCGCUGGUGCAGCGCAGCUACCUCCUAACCAGCUUCGCCAUCCUCGUCGUCGUGGUCACUGUGGAGCUCGUCUUGUACGGGCUGUGCCGUGGGCGCUUCCGGUGGUCGGCCGCACGGGUAGCGCACGAGAUGAUGCUCUACGCGUGGGUGUGCCUCCCAACGCAUCUCGACGUGGCGGUCUUGCUGGCCGUCACGCGCGGCGCCGCGGUGGCGAUGCAGCGCACACACGCCAUCGUCCUCCGCCUUGGUGCCCUGCUCUCCUUGGCCUCCGUCGACGUGUUGGUGGCAGACAAGAGCGGCACCCUCACCACCGGUGUGUACGCCGUGGCGGCCACCUUCCGCUCCUUCUCCCCGCUCUACCCCUCCCGUGACGCUCUCGUGCAGCUGAUGGCGCUGGCGACGCGGUGGCACGAGCCGAGUCUGCACCCGAUGCGGCGAGCGGUGCUGCGGUGCGCUGACCUCGACGCGUGCGACCAGUAUGUUCGACUCGCCUACGUCGAGCACGACGGCGAGCGUCGCACCUCCGCUGUUCUUCGCCACGUCGACGGCACAGUGCUGCGGGUGACGGAGGGGACGGUGAAUGCGGUGCUCGCGUUGCUGGGCACGAAGGACACGAAUCCCAACGACGGUGGUGCCGCCGCCUCCGGCCCCGACGCGGAACUUGUUCGCGACCGUGCAGAGGCGCAGCGGCUUGCGACGACGUGGGGCUACCGCGGCCUUCGCACGCGCGCCGUUGCGGUCGGGAAGGAAGACGGGCCGUGGCAGCUCGCCGGCCUCGUCACCUUCCACGACGCACUGCGCGACGACGCCGCGGAGUUGGCGCGGAGGUGUGCAGGGGCCGGCGUGUCGUUCACCAUCGCGUCCGGUGACACGAAGGCGGUGGUUGAGACGGUCGCCGCCGCCGUCCUCCUGCCCACCGGGUCUUCGCUGCGUGUGAUGACGGGUGGCGACGUGCCGGCCCUCGAGCCGUGGCAGGCGCUGAGCACUUCUGCGGUGGCGGCUUCCACCUCGAUCUCCGCCACCUCGAGUUUGCUGAUGGCGGUGGACGAUGUGGGUGCGGCCGAGAGGAGGGCGCUCGCGGCUUGUCACGUGUAUGCGGAGAUGCAGCCGCAGCAUAAACUGUCGCUGGUGCGUCUCCUGCAGCAGUCUGGGCGGCGUGUCGGCUUGCUGGGCGACGGUCUCAACGACGCAGCGGCGGCGCAGGUGGCGGAUGUCGGCGUGGCGCUUGUCACGCCCGAUAGAGGUCCGCCCUUGACAGCGCAGGGGGCGGUGUGGGGAGCUGACAUCGCUCUCCCCUGCACCCGCCUGACCGCCGUGUGCGACUUGAUUGUCGGCAGUCGCGCGAUCUUCGCUAUCGUGCACCGACUCUUCUUCUACGCCUUCACCGUCACGUUGCAGACGGCGAUGUUCAUCGGCCUCGCCGCGUUGAUUGGGCCGGCGAAGUGCGAUUACAUUGCCGGCCAGCGCCGCUGCGACUCCCUGCUGUCGCCCAGCAAACUCUACCUUCCCUUCUUGGUUUUCCUCAGCGUAACGUGUCUUCUCUUUCAGGCGUGCGAGAGCGGCGAUGUCGUGUACUGGUCUGGUGCACCGUGUCGCUGCAGCCACCCCGUUGCCGCGGCGCAGUCCGCAUGUAUGGCGGUGGUCGGUGUGAGCGGGGGCGCCCCUUUCGCGCUGGGGCUCCCCCUUGCCUUCGUCUUUCCUAAAAGUGACGUGGACUUCACCCGCGCCACGCUGCGAUCCACGACCGCCACGAUGUAUCUCUUUUACCUCCAGUUGAGCCUGGCGCUGAUCUGCGCCUCGCCGGUGCGCUGCGGUGUGCGGUUGCUGACGGGGCGCGUGGUGUACCUGGCAUGCUUCGUCGUCGUUGUUGGCAUACUGGUGUACUUCGUCAACGGCUUCUACUUAACGGUGCAGCUGGCGCUGCUUGUGUACUGCGCACUCGUGAGCACGUUGCAGGAUGCGACAAAGUUGGCGGUGCACUGGGUGUGCUAUCGCCAUAACCUCUUUGGAUAUCGCGGCUGUGCCGAUCAUAUGACCAGACGGCGUCGGCGACAAUGCGAGGAGCAGCAGCAGCAGACGGUGACUGAAGAGCUGCCGCGUGACAACGGGUUUGGAGGCGAUGACGACGGUCAUGAAGUGCCUGACGGUGCGGUUGGCAGGGAAUCGGCUGCUUCUGCGGCCCAGAAUGCCUCGCGUCCGUACUCCUCUGCGCUGAACGUCGUUUUGGGUUGUCUCGUGCCUUUGGAAAUGCGUCUGCUGAGUGUGGCACCAUCGGAGACUUCGCGAGCAGCAGCAGCAGCAGCAUCAGAAGAAGCGUGA
Leptomonas pyrrhocoris is the source of this 3317-nucleotide messenger RNA. RefSeq names its product putative mitochondrial proton motive ATPase. Lineage: Eukaryota; Euglenozoa; Kinetoplastea; Trypanosomatida; Trypanosomatidae. Gene Ontology annotation, biological process: proton transmembrane transport; regulation of intracellular pH. The transcript has a single exon. Gene Ontology annotation, cellular component: plasma membrane. Bases 387 to 3317 code for a protein of 976 amino acids. The record is from RefSeq and is a predicted model, not a curated record. Gene Ontology annotation, molecular function: ATP binding; ATP hydrolysis activity; P-type proton-exporting transporter activity.